AUGAAUCUCUGGACAAAUGAACCCGACCAAUGCAAGCACCUCGCUAAGCCGUCCAUUCCCCAAUUCGUUGUCUCAUGCUCGUUGAUGGGAUGGUUACUGAUCUGUUACCUCCCACAAUGGGCUCGUAUAGUCUCUCGCAAGUCAGCAGAAGGUUUAUCAACCUACUACAUCCUCCUCGGCUCCCUUUCAGGUGUUUGUGCAGUGGGCAACAUUAUGAUGCUGCCGUCCAGUGCCGUUGAACUGGGCUGUUGCAGGACCAACACGCGCUUUGCCUGCAUCAGUGGCCUUCUCGGGAUGCUUCAAGUCAUUUUCGGCAUUGCCUGUUUCUGGAUCGUCCUCUUCAUGUAUGUUUACUACUCAGAGGAAGAGGCUGAUGCGGAAAAACAUGGCCGUCGAGCGUCAAUCUCUGGCCCAGAUCGCACAUUCCGCCGAGCAAAACGAGCCAUCCGAGUUCUCAUCGCUGCAUGCAGCUUCGCCAUGUCGAUUCUCUUGAUCUCGGCGAUCAUCUUGCACCGCUUCCCGUGGGUGGCACAGACGUGGGCUAACAUCUUGGGGAUUGCCGUGGCUUGCUUUGCAUGUGUUCAGUGGGUACCACAAGUCAGAACGACGUGGCAUCUUGGACAUCUCGGAAGUCUCAGCCCGACGUCUCUCUGUCUGAUGGCCCCGUACACGUGGAUCUUUGGCAUCAACAUGAUGAUUCGAGUCGGGCAAAAAGACUGGAGCGCCUGGAUUGUAUAUGUUCUGGUGGGAACUAUGCAGGUGGUUCUCAUCGUCAUGGCCAUUUGUUUCGCCAUCAGAGAUCGAAACUUGGCCAAGGAGGGUAAACAGCACUGCUCCGUGCCUCCUGAGUUUGAAGGUUGGAACACUGUGUCGACCUGGACAUCCCGUUCUCGUCAAACAUCGAUACUAUCGCAUAGGGCAUCGAAUGUCGGCCCUGACGAACGCAGCCCUCUCAUUCGAAGUCAACUCAGUCCCCGCGAGGUUUCACACAAGCAAGCCAACCAUCAUUCCUAG
Messenger RNA from Exophiala spinifera, 1014 nucleotides. RefSeq lists its product as uncharacterized. The record is from RefSeq and is a predicted model, not a curated record. The transcript is spliced from 4 exons. The coding region runs from base 1 to 1014 and encodes 337 amino acids. NCBI's taxonomy places the organism in Eukaryota, Fungi, Ascomycota, Eurotiomycetes, Chaetothyriales, Herpotrichiellaceae.